UCUCCGCAUUGUUUACAUGGUGCAGAGGCAGCAAAAAAAUGGCAUUACCAGAGCUUUACGUAUAAGUUAAAGACUUGUACUUAAAAAUUGUGUAUAAAUUUUGAGAAAUUUCGAGGAUGUAUCUUAAGACAGUUAAGACACUUCUCCCCAGGACACUUUUCAACAUGAGUUUAGGUUUAGUGUUUGUACUAUUCUUCUGCGAAUAUCUCAUAUAUUACGUGGUGCUUAUACAAUGCGAAUGGCCCACUUUGGACCCUCGGAAAGAGGACCCUGCUCUGGGUGGGGAAGCAACGGACAGGCCUGUCAGAGCUAUGUUUAUAGCGGACACUCAUUUAUUAGGCUCCAGAGAAGGUCAUUGGUUUGAUAAGCUGCGAAGGGAAUGGCAAAUGUACAGAGCGUUCCAAACUAUGAUGACGUUACACCGACCGGACGUAGUUUUUGUACUGGGUGAUGUUUUCGACGAGGGACAAUGGUGCGGUUCUAUGGAAUUCGAGUAUUAUAUAAAGAGAUUCCAUUCCUUGUUUCAUGUGCCUAAGGACACACAUAUCUAUGUCGUCGCCGGAAAUCACGAUAUGGGAUUUCACUAUGCAAUCACGCCGUAUCGUAAUCAGCGCUUCAUUCACGGCCUGAAGAGCCCGAGCGUGCGACGGCUGAGUCUAAGAGACAAUCACUUUGUGCUGAUCAACAGCAUGGCAUUGGAAGGAGAUGGUUGUUUCCUGUGCCGACCGACCGAGAUCGCAGUGAAUAAAAUAGCUAAGGAUCUGAAGUGUGCGAGAAAAAUUGGCAAUGAUUGUCGCAACGCAAGCGCGAUUUCCAGAUACAGCAGGCCUAUAUUGCUGCAAGUCAGUCUUCCCACCAUAAUUCAAGUAUCGUUUCUUCUUCAGCAUUAUCCGAUGUAUCGAGAAUCGGACGAAAUGUGCAACGAAUUGGAUCAGGCUCCUCAGGAGUUGAAGGCUAUCAAGUUCCGGGAGCGAUGGGAAUGCUUGUCGAAGGAAGCGUCGGAGCAGCUUUUAGAUAUAUUGAAUCCGCGACUGAUCGUCGACGGUCACACACAUCACGGUUGCAGAAGGAUACAUCGGGACGACGUUCUGGAAUUCACGAUCCCGUCUUUCAGCUGGCGCAAUAAGGUCAACCCAUCCCUUCUGAUGGGUACUUUCACUCCCAGCAAUUACUCCGUCUCCAAAUGCUACAUGCCCGUGGAAUCUACUGUGAUCACUAUUUAUAGAUGUAGUCUCCCAUGCAUGCUGAUAUAUCUGAUUAUAAAACUCAGGCCGAGGCGGCACGCGUACUCGCGUUUGAAAAUGCCUUGACUAAAUCUAUCGUGACACGUUCGAAUGCGAACGGGCGUAUAAUAAUUCUAUAUACAAUGCAAUUUAUGGAGGCUAUAAUUGUCGAAAUUAGGACAUAUCUGUAUACACUUUUCGUACACGCUAUCCAUCACGUAUUAUUUACAACAGUAAUAGUAUAAAAUACUUUGUGAUAUAUCAUAAUUAUAACGAUGUCGAUCUCGAUGUACAUAGAAUUCUAUUAUGGAGAACUUGAGACAUGUUUACUAAAAGAUCUUGUAAGUACCAACGAAUUUUAUAUAAGUGCGUUAAAAAAAAAA
Molecule: messenger RNA, 1606 nt
Organism: Temnothorax curvispinosus
Lineage: Eukaryota; Metazoa; Arthropoda; Insecta; Hymenoptera; Formicidae
Gene: PGAP5
Product: metallophosphoesterase 1
Exons: 9
Coding region: 117-1310 (397 amino acids)
Biological process (GO): GPI anchor biosynthetic process
Molecular function (GO): hydrolase activity
Source: RefSeq, a predicted model, not a curated record